AUGUGGACUUCUCUCAACCGCUACGCCCUCCUUGGGCUCCACGCUCACUAUCUCGACGCUUCCUAUGAGGUUCAAUCGCGGCUUCUUGCCCUCCGUCGCGUGUGGGGAUCUUAUUCGGGAGACAACCAAGCAACGACAAUAUACGGCGUCUUCGUCGAGUACCUGACACGCGACCGGAUUGGUGCGGGUGUCUGCGACAAUGCCUCAUCACAUGAUACAUGCUUGGUGAGCCUCUUUCGUCAACUGUCUCCUGCGAUGACCGAGGAGGACAUUAGGAACCACCGAACACGAUGCUUUGGACAUAUGACCGGCCUUGCAGGUCAGGCGCUUCUCUGGGGAGAAGAUGCUGACUCGUUUGAACGAGAAGCCUUCACAGAGGCGGCCUUCCGUGAACUUCGACUUUGGCGAAAACGCGGCGCCGUCGGCAAGCUGCACAGCAUCGUCCGAUUCGUUAGGGCUUCUCCGCAACGACGAGAGUUGAUGAAAUCUCUGGCAUACAACCAACGUGAUGAUGACGACUACCAACUCUCUGAGGAGAAGCGAGCAGCAAUCGACCUCGAGCUGAUGCAGAACAAUGAGACCAGAUGGAAUUCAACCUUUCUGAUGAUCCAGCGUGCCAUUCGAAAACGAGAGCAGAUUGACCACUUCAUUGCGUAUCUCGAAACCAAGGCAGCAGAGCCCCGACAACGUGUGCCUAUCCAAGAUCAUCUCUCACCGCAUGACUGGCUUCUCUUGACGGAGAUGCAGAGCUUGUUAAAACCGCUCUACGAAAUCACUAUGCGUGGGCUACAAGCUGACCAGUGCCACGGAUGCGAGAAACACUUGCCUCAGCACACUCGAGACGAAUAUACUAGUACAAUCUCGCAAGCUGAGAGUAUUGAUGAUGACCACCGACGAUGCAUACAAAUCUCUAUCAAUAACUGUUGGUCAAAACUCGAUGAGUACACUCGACUUGGCCAGUCCCCGCUUUACCCAGCUGCCGUUAUUCUUCACCCGCGCUGGAACGUGUCUUGGCUUGAGGCGAACUGGACCAGCCGCGAGCAGCUGGUAUGGCUGCGAGACGCCAAGAAGAGCGUUCGGGAAUACUUUGAACUACACUAUCCAGCCAAUGAGCCAUCUGAUCGAGUAAAAAUCGUAACCGCAAAAGCGAUACGGCAAGCCGAGCCUAGUCAAUUCGACCAGUGGAUGCAGAGCCAGGAUCGGCACAUGAUGGAGGAAGACGAUGAAGUUGCAGCUUACAUGAGGCAAGGACCGAUACGGCGAGAGAACUUGAACCCUAUUCUGUGGUGGAAGGACCACCGAGAAGAAUACCCACGCUUGAGCAAGUUUGCCCUUGACAUAUUGAUGAUUCCUGCGAUGUCUGCCGAUCCUGAGCGGACUUUCAGUGUGACGAAGUUAACAUUACGCUCGCAAAGACACAACUUAGGCCCCGAAAUAACAGAGGAAAUACAGUGUCUGCGGAACUGGCUGGGCCAUCAAGCGAUCACGGUGGGUGAGGUUGUUAGUUUUGGCGGGGAAGGGAUGGGUUUGGGUGAAGAGGAGGGACGGUAG
This is a messenger RNA of Metarhizium acridum CQMa 102, 1551 nucleotides long. The record is from RefSeq and is a predicted model, not a curated record. NCBI's taxonomy places the organism in Eukaryota, Fungi, Ascomycota, Sordariomycetes, Hypocreales, Clavicipitaceae.